AUGCUGCGGCAGUGCGCCCUGCGGGUGCUGGCGCGCUCCCGGGCGGGCCGCGGCUGUCGCCGCUACGGUUCGUGCUCGGCGAGCGGCCGUGGCGACGCCGGGGAAGCGCGGGCCUACUUCACCACACCCAUUUUCUAUGUGAACGCCGCGCCGCACAUCGGGCACCUGUACUCGGCGCUGCUGGCCGACGCCCUGUGCCGCCACCGUCGUCUCCGUGUUCCCGGCUCCGCGUCCACGCGGUUCUCCACCGGCACGGACGAGCACGGCCUGAAGAUCCAGCAGGCGGCCGCCGCCGCGGGUCUGUCCCCGAUCGAGCUGUGCGAUCGAGUGUCUGCCCAGUUCCGGCAGCUUUUCCGGGAGGCUGGCAUCUCCUCCACCGACUUUAUCCGCACCACGGAGGCCCGGCACCGGCUGGCGGUGCAGCACUUCUGGGGGGCGCUGGAGGCCCGGGGUCUGCUUUACAAGGGGCUUUAUGAAGGAUGGUAUUGCGCCUCCGACGAGUGCUUCCUGCCCGAGGCCAAGGUCACUCGGCAGGUGGGUCCGUCGGGGGAUCUGUGCCCUGUGUCUCUUGAGAGCGGACAUCCUGUCUCUUGGACCAAGGAAGAGAAUUACAUUUUCAGGCUUUCCCAGUUUCGAGAACCACUCCUGCGGUGGCUUGGAAACAAUCCUCAGGCGAUCACCCCGGAGCCGUUCCACCAGACAGUUCUGCAGUGGCUGCAGGAGGAGCUGCCCGAUUUGUCCGUUUCUCGAAGGAGUAGCCACCUGCACUGGGGCAUACCGGUUCCCGGGGACGAUUCGCAGACUAUCUACGUGUGGCUGGAUGCCCUGGUUAACUACCUCACCGUAGUUGGCUACCCGGAUGCAGAUUUCCAGUCUUGGUGGCCAGCCACGUCUCAUAUCAUAGGUAAGGACAUUCUCAAAUUUCACGCCAUUUAUUGGCCCGCCCUUCUCCUAGGAGCCGGAUUGAGGCCACCACAUCGCAUCUGUGUCCACUCGCACUGGACGGUGAGUGGCCAAAAGAUGUCCAAGAGCUUGGGCAACGUGGUGGAUCCGAGGACUUGCCUUGAUCGCUACACUGUGGAUGGCUUCCGCUACUUUCUCCUUCGGCAGGGAGUUCCCAGUUGGGACUGCGACUACUAUGAUGAAAAGGUGGUUAAAUUGCUGGACUCUGAGCUGGCAGAUGCCUUAGGAGGCCUUUUAAACCGGUGCACUGCCUACAGGAUAAAUCCUUCUGGGACUUACCCAUCUUUCUGCGCUGCCUGUUUCCCCAGUGAGCCAGGGUUAACGGGGCCAUCGGUUCGUGCGCAGGCAGAAGACUAUGCGCUUGUAAGUGCGGUGGCCACUUUGCCCAAGCAGGUGGCGGACUAUUAUGAUGACUUUCAGAUCUAUAAGGCUUUGGAGGCAGUGUCCAGCUGUGUUCGGCAAACUAAUGGUUUCAUCCAGAGGCACACGCCAUGGAAAUUGAGCAGCCCUGCAGAUGCCCUCUGGCUGGGUACUGUGCUUCAUGUAGCCUUGGAAUGUUUGCGAGUUUUUGGAACCUUGCUUCAGCCUGUUACUCCAGACUUAGCUGAUAAGCUGCUGUCAAGACUGGGGGUCUCUGCCACAGAGAGAGGCCUUAGAGAGCUCUACUUCCUACCUCGAUUCUAUGGACACCCAUGCCCCUUUGAAGGGAGAAAGCUGGGACCAGACACUGGGCUUUUGUUUCCAAGACUGGACCAAUCCAGGACCUGGCUAGUGAAAGCCCACAGGACCUAGAAACUCAGUCCUUACUGGCUGAUGGUAAAAGAGCAAAUGUAUUCCUUUUGCAUUUUCAGGAAAGUUACAGUGUUUAGAAAGUGUUGUACCAGGUACCAGGCACCUAGCCCAGCCCUUUCCUUCCCUGUGCAGUCACUAACCACUGUUCCAUGUUCGCCAGUCUCUGAGAAGGAUGGCUGAGGAGGGACCAAGUUUCUGACACUGUUCCUUCUCAUUGUACCUUCUCCCAAACCAUGGUCAGACUACCUCUCGUGGUUUCUACUCCUCAGGCUAAUUUAGCACAGCCCCUCCUUCUGCAGAAACUAGGGCUGCAGUCAGUCCCUGGCCGGCUUCACAGGUCAGCUCUACUCUGUUAGACACUGUGGGUCUCCAGUUGAAGAGGUUCUUUUACUGGAGCUAUAGGAGCCAGUGUCCUCGACUACAUGACUCUGGCCCAUGUUCAUUCUCAUUUUUUAAACUGCAGCACUUGUGCGCUGUAAUACUACACUUCAUCCAGUAGAUGGCUCUGCUCUCACAUUCAACUUGUGUGUGUGGUUUCAGAAGACAGAAUUAUUUUCCACCAUUUAAAUUCACAGAUCUUUAGAAUCAUACUGUUUUUUCUUAAAGGAUAACUUUGGAACCACUGCUAUUUUAAAAAUACAAAGAUACAAGAAUUCUCAUUUUAAAAUUACUAAAAAUGACAUGUACAAUAAGUAAUAAGUAAAUAUAACAGGUUAUUUAUAUGAUAAAACUAUAAAGCUCUUAGGUACACUGUGCAUUACAAAUACUAAAUUUUAGUAAUGAUUAUAUGUAUAAUUCAUCUAUAAAGCCCUCAAAAGGGCAGUAUUCUCUUUAUAUUUAUUUCCCAACAUCCGUAAUUUAUC
Peromyscus eremicus (cactus mouse) is the source of this 2618-nucleotide messenger RNA. It is a transcript of the gene Mars2, whose product is annotated as methionyl-tRNA synthetase 2, mitochondrial. Gene Ontology annotation, molecular function: methionine-tRNA ligase activity; ATP binding. NCBI's taxonomy places the organism in Eukaryota, Metazoa, Chordata, Mammalia, Rodentia, Cricetidae. The coding region runs from base 1 to 1755 and encodes 584 amino acids. The record is from RefSeq and is a predicted model, not a curated record. Gene Ontology annotation, biological process: methionyl-tRNA aminoacylation. The transcript has a single exon.